This is a messenger RNA of Vigna unguiculata (cowpea), 603 nucleotides long. Its product is annotated as non-specific lipid-transfer protein 1. Gene Ontology annotation, biological process: lipid transport. Lineage: Eukaryota; Viridiplantae; Streptophyta; Magnoliopsida; Fabales; Fabaceae. Gene Ontology annotation, molecular function: lipid binding. The record is from RefSeq and is a predicted model, not a curated record.
CACAAUCAUUUCAACUUCCCUUGAAAAAAUGGCCAGUGUUAAGUUUGCAUGCGUGGUGGUGAUGUUGAUGGUGGUGGUGGGUGCACACAGUGCGGAGGGAAUGACGUGUGGGCAAGUUCAGGGUAACCUAGCACAGUGCAUAGGGUUCCUUCAAAAUGGUGGGAUUGUUCCGCCAGCAUGCUGCAACGGGGUGAAGAAUAUCCUUAACAGUGCCAGAACCACCGCCGAUCGCCGCGGCAUUUGUAGCUGCCUGAAGUCUGCUGCUGGGGCCGUUCGUGGUCUCAAUCCCAGUAAUGCUCAGGCUCUCCCUGGGAAGUGUGGGGUCAACAUACCCUGGAAGAUCAGCAGCUCCACCAACUGUAACACCAUCAAUUGAAAGGGAGAAAGAUUUGGAUGAUAAUGGCUAAGGGAAGCCAUGCUUAUACUACAUCUUACUAAAGAGAAUAAAAGGAGGAUAGAUUCUCCAAAGCUUCUUGUUUUGUGUUCUUUAUCCCAGUGUGAAGUUUAUACACUUCCUAUGGUUUUUAUGUGAAGCUUUAUAAAUUGAAUAAAGAAAGUUUGAUGUGAAAAAACUCAACACUCGGUUGUUUUUUUUCGUUGUCA